AUGACGACGCCAGAGUUGUUCCAGGAGUCCCUGCUGCAGAUCCUGACGCAGCAGCAGCAGCUGAUCGCUCAUCUAUCUCAGGAGAUGUCAGCAACCCAAAAAUGCCUAAAGGAGUUCUCCCGCGAUGACGUAGCACUGGAUGCACUAGCCGGCAACAUCACCGAAUUUCGAUACGCUCCGGACGAAGGGUGCACUUUUGAUUCAUGGUAUUCACGUUACGAGGAGCUAUUCGAUAAAGACGCCAGUAAGCUAGAUGAUUCCGCCAAACGGUAUCAGUGCUUGCAGACCGUCAAAGAUGAAACAGAGGACAUCGUGUCAUACUCCUGCAAGGUAAACCGUGCUUGUGUGGAUUUUAAACUUGCCGACCUAUCCGAGGAGCAAUUUAAGUGCCUAGUUUUUGUUUGUGGCCUCAAGUCCUCGAAGGACUCCGAUAUUCGGAUGCGGCUGAUCACGAAGCUGAACGAAUCGUCAGAGAUAACGUUGGCGAAGAUCGUGGAGGACUGCAGAGCCCUGACGAACCUCAAAAACGAUACCGUGCUGGUAGAAAAACCUUCAGCAACAGUGCGAGCUGUGAAGCACAACACCAACAAACCUGUCAAGCCGUCACGUCAUUCAUCGGCUGCUGCGGGUAAUGGAACCAGGGCAGAUCAGCCACGUUCUCCGUGCUGGUCGUGUGGAGGAAUGCACUAUUUGAAGGACUGCCAGUUUCGGGGUCAUCAAUGCCGAGAGUGCGGAAAGAAGGGGCAUAAAGAGGACUACUGUGCCUGCUUUGCUGCAAAAUCAUCAUCUGGCGAUGCGAAAAAGAAUGCACGGAGCCAGAAGUCAACAAAGGUGGUCUCCGUAAACACAGUUAGCCGGGGGAGGAAAUUUGCGGAGUUGCGGAUAAACCAUGUUCCGGUCCGACUACAAGUUGAUUCGGCGUCGGACAUCAGCAUUAUCACCGCCGAAAUGUGGAAGAAGAUUGGAGAACCAGAAACAUCUCCGCCUUCUUGCCAAGCGGUGACAGCAUCCGGAGAACCGCUAAACAUCGCAUCCGAGUUCUGGUGUGACGUAUCAAUCAACGGUGUCUCCAAACGAGGUUUGUGUCGUGUCAUGGUUCCGGAAAUUUCUCUAUCAGUUCUAGGUGCCGACUGGAUGGACAACUUCGGCCUAUGGGACGUUCCAAUCAACUCGUUCUGCAACCAAAUCAGUAGCCAGUUCCAACCAGGCGUAGGGGCAAUUCAAUCAAAGUUCCCUGACGUCUUCACCAGCAGUAUGGGACUGUGCUGCAAAACCAAGGUCAAUCUACCACUACGAGGAAAUCCUAAGCCGAUAUUCCGGCCGAAACGUCCCGUGUCCUACAGCAUGGAGGGAGCCGUCGAAGAGGAAAUCCAACGACUACAUCAACUUGGCGUGCUAAAACCGGUUGAUUACUCCGAAUGGGCGGCGCCAAUAGUGGUCGUUCGGAAGCCAAACGAACGGAUUCGCAUCUGUGCGGAUUUCUCUACUGGUUUGAACGACGUCCUCGAGCCGAACCAAUAUCCGCUACCGCUGCCUGAGGAUAUUUUUGCGAAGAUGUCGGGGUGUCGGUAUUUCAGCCAUAUCGACCUCUCCGAUGCCUAUCUACAGGUCCAGGUGGAUAAAAGCUGCCAAAACCUUCUCACCAUCAACACUCACAAGGGGCUCUAUCAGUUCACUCGCUUGUCUCCUGGCAUCAAAUCAGCUCCGGGGGCGUUUCAGCAACUGGUAGACGCAAUGCUCGCUGGACUCAAUAGCACCAGUGGGUACUUGGACGACGUCUUGGUGGGUGGCCGAACAGAGGAGGAGCAUAAUCGAAAUCUUGAGCUGGUUCUUAAUCGUAUCCAGGAGUACGGAUUCACCGUUCGAAUCGAGAAAUGCAGCUUCAGCAUGCGUCAAAUCAAAUAUCUGGGACAGAUCUUGGAUAGCGAUGGCAUUCGACCGGAUCCAGACAAGGUCGCCGCCAUUGCCAACAUGCCACCACCAAUCGAUCUGCCGUCGCUGAGAUCGUAUUUAGGAGCCGUAUAUUACUAUGGCAAGUAUGUUCCUGGAAUGCGGAAGCUACGGUAUCCCAUGGAUCAACUCCUGAAAGCCGGAACCAAGUGGGAAUGGAACAAGGCGUGUCAAGAUUCUUUCGAUCGCUUUAAGGAACUGCUGAUGUCUCCGCUGGUGCUGACCCACUACAAUCCUCAAUUGGACAUCGUGGUGUCUGCCGACGCAUCUUCAAUCGGUAUCGGGGCCAGAAUCGCACACCGGUUUCCCGACGGCACCGUGAAGGCAAUUUGUCACGCCUCCAGAUCGAGAAGGAGGGGUUGGCCUUGA
Wyeomyia smithii (pitcher-plant mosquito) is the source of this 2319-nucleotide messenger RNA. RefSeq lists its product as uncharacterized. NCBI's taxonomy places the organism in Eukaryota, Metazoa, Arthropoda, Insecta, Diptera, Culicidae. The record is from RefSeq and is a predicted model, not a curated record. The coding region runs from base 1 to 2319 and encodes 772 amino acids. The transcript is spliced from 2 exons.